AUGGCACCGGCGUCACCGUACACUCUGAGAUGGGGCAUCAUAGCCACGGGCGGGAUCGCCGAGGUCUUUUGCAAGGAUCUGCUCACGGAUCCCGCCUGCAGAGAGGUUUACGAUGUCCGCCAUGAAAUCGUCGCCGUCUCGUCCUCGAGCUCCGUGGACCGGGCCACCCAAUUCGUCACCAAGAUAGACGGCCCCUCGUCCAUCAAAGCCUACGGGUCGUAUGCGGAGCUCGUGGCUGACCCCCAGGUAGACAUUGUCUAUGUUGCCACCCCCCAUAGCCACCAUUUCCAGAAUGCCAUGCUGGCCUUGCACGCCGGCAAGCAUGUCCUAUGUGAAAAGUCUCUCACCGUCACCGCCGCCCAAGCCAAGACCCUCGUGGACACGGCCAGCGCCAAGGGACUCUUCCUCCUCGACGCCGCCUGGAUCCGGUUCUUUCCCCUCAGCAUCAAGAUUCGCGAGAUGAUCGCAGCCGGUGAUAUUGGCUCCGUCCAUCGCACAGUUGCCGACCUGUCUCUCAACGAGACCAAUGGCAGAGACGAUGGCACCGUUGGGCUGGCGGAUUCGCAUCGCCUCGUCAACAAAGACUUGGCGGGAGGGGCGCUGCUGGAUCUGGGCGUUUACGCCUUGACUUGGGUCUUCCAGACGCUCUAUCACCAAGCGCCUCAGAGGGAGUCGCCUCGGGUCAUGGCCUCCGUGAUUCAGAGCGUCGGCAUUGCGACCGCGUCCAUGCUCGUCGCCACCAAUCCCGACGGCAGCAACAGCGCGCCAGCCGUCCGGAUCCAGGGCUCCAGGGGCGAGAUCCAAGUCUCCCACCCGGCCUACCGACCGACUGAGUUCAAGGUCAUCAAGGAGGGCAGAGGUGGCAAUAUUGAUGUGGUUGACUGCCCCAUCCCCAAGGACCCGAAGCGCGACUGGGGUCACGGCAUGUUCUGGGAGGCGGACGAGUGCGCGCGCUGCCUCAGGGACGGCAAGAUGGAGAGCGACACGCUUCCGUGGUCGGAGAGCCUUGCGAUUAUGGAGACGAUGGAGUCGGUCCUCAAGCAAGGACGUGUCGAGUAUCCGGAGCUCAUCACGACCAACGUCUUUGACGAAAAGAGCCCGCUCAACACGGGAAGGCAAUGA
This is a messenger RNA of Hirsutella rhossiliensis, 1122 nucleotides long. Its product is annotated as oxidoreductase family, NAD-binding rossmann fold domain-containing protein. Bases 1 to 1122 code for a protein of 373 amino acids. Lineage: Eukaryota; Fungi; Ascomycota; Sordariomycetes; Hypocreales; Ophiocordycipitaceae. The record is from RefSeq and is a predicted model, not a curated record. Gene Ontology annotation, molecular function: nucleotide binding. The transcript has 4 exons.